AAAACUGCACACUGAAAAUUUUUCUCCAUUUUUUCUUUUCUUUUCCAAAAACAAAAAGACACUCAGUUUUAUAAAAAGGAAAAAAGAAAAUUCGAUAUAAAAAGAAAAAAGCGAAACGCGAAGCAUGGAAUCUGAAGAGACGACAAUGAAAGAGUGAAGACGGUGGCAGCAGCAGCAACAAUGGCGGCGUGCUCGUCGGAGGAGGUUUUCCCGUGGCUGAAAUCUCUCCCGGUGGCGCCGGAGUAUCGUCCAACCGCGGCGGAGUUUCACGAUCCGAUCGGCUACAUCUUCAAGAUAGAGAAGGAAGCUUCCAAGUAUGGAAUCUGCAAAAUCAUCCCCCCUGUUUCCCCUUCCCCCAAGAAAACCGCAAUUUCCAACCUCAACCGCUGUCAACCCCAGUUCACCACGCGCCAGCAGCAGAUCGGGUUCUGCCCUCGCCGGCAACAACCGGUUCGCCGCCCGGUUUGGCACAGCGGCAACCAGUACUCGUUCCGUGAGUUCGAGUCAAAGGCGAAGACCUUCGAGAAGAGCUUCCUCAAGAAGGGGAAGAAGUCCACGCCGCUUUCGCCUCUCGAGGUUGAAACCCUCUACUGGAAAGCCACUGUGGAUAAACCGUUUUCUGUUGAGUAUGCGAACGACAUGCCUGGGUCUGCGUUUUGCCCCAUGAAGGAGAAUGUUUAUGGCGGCGGUGACGGUUAUGUCACCGUCGGUGAGACUGCGUGGAAUAUGAGAGGGGUUUCGAGGGCGAAUGGGUCGUUGUUGAGGUUUAUGAAGGAGGAGAUUCCUGGUGUUACUUCGCCUAUGGUGUAUCUGGCUAUGAUGUUUAGCUGGUUUGCUUGGCAUGUUGAGGAUCAUGAUUUGCAUAGCUUGAAUUAUCUUCACAUGGGUGCUCCUAAGACAUGGUAUGGGGUGCCCAAGGAUGCUGCUGUUGCGUUUGAGGAUGUUGUUAGAGUUCAUGGCUAUGGAGGAGAGAUUAACCCUCUUGUUACUUUUUCUAUUCUUGGCGAGAAAACUACAGUGAUGUCCCCGGAAGUGUUCAUUAGAGCUGGUGUUCCCUGCUGCAGGUUGGUUCAAAAUGCUGGUGAAUUUGUUGUGACAUUCCCAAGAGCCUAUCACACAGGAUUUAGUCAUGGUUUUAACUGUGGAGAGGCAGCUAACAUUGCAACGCCUGAAUGGUUGACGUUUGCUAAAGAUGCAGCUAUUCGGAGGGCUUCAAUUAAUUAUCCUCCCAUGGUUUCACAUUUCCAAUUACUUUAUGACCUUGGCCUUGCUUUGUGUUCUAGAAUUCCUGGACGCAUUGCUGAACCACGGAGUUCUCGACUUAAAGAUAAGAGAAAGGGUGCUGGAGAAACUGUAGUUAAAGAACUUUUUGUACAGGACGUGUUACAGAAUAAUGAUCUGCUUCACAUACUUGGCAGCGGAUCGUCUAUAGUACUUCUUCCUCAUAGCUCUUCUGACUUUUCUGUCUGCUCAAAAUUACGUGUUGGAUCCCAACAACUAAAAGUGAAGUCUGAGCCUUUCCUCAAUGUAUGCAAUUCCGAGGGAAUGGGUUCAUCAAAAGGUUUUAUUUCUGGUGACCUGGUGUCCAAUAAGAAUCAUGGUGUCAAAAAUGUAAAAGGUUUUUAUUCAGUAAAAGAAAAGUUUGCUUCCUUGUGCGAAAGGAACAGGGGUGAAGUGUGCCCUUCCAGUUCAAAAACACUGCAAAGAGACAGUGAAAAAGAAACUAGUCAAGGAGAUGGGUUAUCGGAUCAGCGACUAUUUUCAUGUGUCACAUGUGGAAUAUUAAGCUUUUCCUGUGUUGCCAUUGUACAGCCUAAGGAACCAGCAGCUAGAUACCUUAUGUCAGCUGAUUGUAGCUUCUUUAAUGACUGGAUCGAAGGUUCUGGAGUAACCAGCAAUAAGUUUACUGUUGAAAAUGAAGAUGCAAAUGUUCCCAAGCCGACUACUUAUACAGGAUGGACAAAACAGAAUGCGAGAUAUGAUUUAUAUGAUGUUCCUGUUCAAUCUGUUGAGCAGCUGACACAGAUUGUUGAUCAAAAUCAUAAGCAAGUUUUAAAUACUGAAAGCAAAAAAGGCAAUACAGCUCUUGCAUUAUUGGCUUCAGCAUAUGGAAAUUCUUCUGACUCUGAGGAAGAUCAGGAUGGCUUAGACAUUGCAGUUGAAGGUGAUGAAUUGAAUGUGAUGGAGCAUCCAGCAGCAAGUAGAUCUCAGGAGGAGAUAUCUUGUCUGCCUUCUCAUCUUCAAGAUUGCCAUGCUAGUCCCAUGGUUAGACUGGAUAGAGGAGAUGAUAAUCCUUUGAAGAGUAUUGACGAUUAUGAGUAUAGUAUGCAUAAGAAAAUUGAGCACAUCAUGAGUCCUCUUGACCACUCUGUGAAGUCAGAAGAUUAUAACAUCACUUCAGAGGUAGCAUUCAAAAAUAAUAGGGACAUUACUCAUUCUGCUGGGAUUUGUUCCCGAGACACUCGUGGUGGAACAUCAUUGUCGGGCAAGGCUGUGAUUCCUGUUAAUAAUAAUAAUAAUGUUCCAUUGGUGCCACCAUCUGAUGAAGACUCAUCCAGAAUGCAUGUCUUCUGUCUAGAGCAUGCUGCAGAAGCAGACAAGCAACUUCGUCCAAUUGGAGGAGCGCACAUUUUCCUCUUUUGUCAUCCAGAUUACCCGAAGAUAGAGGCUGAAGCGAAGGUUGUGGUAGAAGAACUGGGGAUUGGUUACACUUGGAAGAAUACUGUAUACAGGCAUGCUAACAGAGAAGAUGAGAAGAGGAUUCAGUCGGCUCUGGAUAGUGAGGAAGCUAAUCCUGGGAAUGGGGACUGGGCUGUAAAGCUGGGAAUCAAUCUCUUUUAUAGUGCCAAUCUUAGCCGCUCUCCACUCUAUAGUAAGCAGAUGCCUUACAAUUCUGUUAUAUAUAAUGCAUUUGGUUGUAGCUCUCCAACAAGCUCUCCCACAGAACCCAAGGUCUAUAAGAGAAGGGCCAACAAACAGAAAAAGGUAGUUGCUGGGAAAUGGUGUGGCAAAGUCUGGAUGUCCAAUCAAGUCCACCCCCUUUUAGCAAAACGAGAUCUGGAAGAUGUUGAGGAUGAGAAAAGUUUACAUGGGAGGCCAUUAUCUGAUGAGAAAUUUGAAUCAGAUAGUACCCUUAAAAGAAAUACUAUGGUUAGAAAAUCUGGUAGGAAAAGGAAAAUGACUGUCGAGAGUGGAGGAACCAGGGAAGGAAGUUUUGCAGAGAGAGAUUGGCCUUCAGAUAGUUCAUUAGAAGAUAAAUCCAAUCAAUCUCAAAGGCGGAUUCCUCGAAGUAAGCAAACCAGGCAUAUUGAGAGAGAUGAUACUGCUUCAGAAGGGGAUUAUUCUCCUCUGCAGCAUCAUAAAAAGCCCAUAAGCAAGCAUACAAAAUUCAUGCAAAGUGAUGCUGUUUCAGAUGAUUCACUGGAUGAUAAUACUUUACAGCAAUGGAGAAAGGGAACUGUCAAGGAAGCUAAAUUUAUUGACAGUGAUGUAGUUUCAGAUGACACAAUGGAUCAUGAUUCUGAUUGGCCACAUAGGGCAGAGCUUAGCAACAAGCAAGAUGCUAUUUCAGAGGAUUCACUGGGGGUUGGUUCUCUUCAGCUGCAGAGUAAUACUCCUAAAAGCAAGUAUGAUCAAUACAUUGCCGAAGAAGAUGUGAUUUCUGAUGACCAAACAGAGGUUUAUUUUCAGAAGCAGAAAGGGAGGAUAACAAUAAGCAGCCAAAGCAAAUACCUAUCUGAAAAUUAUACCAUGAUAUCUGAUGACCACAUGCAGCACCACAUGCAGAAGAAUCAACGGAGGAAUCCUAAAAGCAGGAAGGGCAAAUACCUUGAUCAAGAGGAUGUUAUAUCUGAUGACGAAGUGGAGGAUCAUUCUCGCAAGUAUCAAAGAAGGAUUCCUAAAGACAGGCAAGCCAAAUGCUUUGGUGAGGAGGAUUCAAUGUCUGAUGACCAGUUGGAUGAUAACUUUCAGAAGACCCAGACGAAUGUUCGAAGUAGAAGGCAAAGUAAAAGCAGUGGUAGAGAAGUUAUGGAUGACUCAACUGAGAAUAAUUCUCAACUGCUGCGCGGGACUCCUAAAAGGAAGCAAGUGAAAUGCAUGGAUGAAGACUAUGUAAGUUCAGAUGAUCAAAUGGAGGAGGAUUCUCAUCAGCAACACAGGAGAACUCUUCGAAGUAAGCAAUCUAAAUCACAGACUCUUCAACAAAUGAAACAAGCGAAUCCCCGUGCGACAAGGAAGACAUCCAGGCCUGUGAAGCGAGGUGCCCUUGUGCUAAUGAAAUCAAAGGCUCCUCGAAAAACGAAGCAGCAGCCUCGUGUGUUGAAUAGUCAAUCUGGUACAUCCAGAGAUGAGGAUUCACAAAUAGAACAGGAGGAAGAAGGUGGUCCUAGCACACGCCUUCGGAAGAGAGUCCCUAAAACUGAGAAGGAACCUGAAGGAGAAUCAAAAGAAAAAGAAACCAAAAGGAAAAGGGUGAAAAACACAGCAGCUUCAAAAGUUUCACGUGGCAAGGCCAGAGUGAAGGAUGAGGAAGGAGAAUACCAGUGUGACAUUGAGGGGUGCACCAUGAGUUUUGAGACUAAACAGGAACUGACGAGUCAUAAGAGAAAUAUCUGUCCUGUGAAAGGGUGUGGAAAGAAGUUUUUCUCGCACAAAUAUCUAGUGCAGCACCGCCGGGUUCACGAGGACGACCGCCCCCUGAAGUGCCCUUGGAAGGGCUGCAAGAUGACUUUCAAGUGGGCUUGGGCUCGCACUGAACAUAUUCGAGUUCACACCGGUGCUCGUCCUUAUGUAUGUGCUGAGCCGGGAUGUGCGCAGACCUUCAGAUUCGUUUCUGAUUUCAGUCGUCAUAAGCGAAAGACUGGUCAUGUGGCAAAGAGUCGUGAAUAGCAAGUGUAAUUGAUAUUACUAACAUUGUUGAUGAAUUUAUUUAUGAAACUAUUGCUCAACUUGACAGGCUAGGAGUAGAUUUUGAUAACAAUUUUAGGAUAUCCCUGCAAUUGGCAUUUGGAGAAACUAUUAAUUGCCAUUUUAUGAAUUAUUGCCCAAUCUUCUUUUUUUUGUGAA
Messenger RNA from Lotus japonicus, 5067 nucleotides. Its product is annotated as lysine-specific demethylase REF6-like. The record is from RefSeq and is a predicted model, not a curated record. The transcript has 7 exons. Bases 181 to 4890 code for a protein of 1569 amino acids. Gene Ontology annotation, cellular component: nucleus. Gene Ontology annotation, biological process: chromatin remodeling. Gene Ontology annotation, molecular function: histone H3K4me/H3K4me2/H3K4me3 demethylase activity. Lineage: Eukaryota; Viridiplantae; Streptophyta; Magnoliopsida; Fabales; Fabaceae.